Molecule: messenger RNA, 264 nt
Organism: Penicillium hordei
Lineage: Eukaryota; Fungi; Ascomycota; Eurotiomycetes; Eurotiales; Aspergillaceae
Exons: 1
Coding region: 1-264 (87 amino acids)
Molecular function (GO): oxidoreductase activity
Source: RefSeq, a predicted model, not a curated record
AUGCCUCUGCCUCUGCCUCUGCCUCUGCCUCAAAAAACCGAUAUCCUCGUUAUAGGUAGCGGCAACGCCGGCCUCAGCGCCGCCCUCUCCGCCGCCCAAACCAUCCCAACCCUAAGAGUAACCGUAAUCGACAAAAGUCCCAUUUCCUGGGCUGGAGGCAACAGCUACUUCACAGCCGGCGCCUUCCGCACCGUCCACAAUGGCCUCCACGACCUCCUCCCACUAGUCAACAACACCGACGCGACACAAGCAUCCCGCAAUUGA